Papaver somniferum (opium poppy) is the source of this 1157-nucleotide messenger RNA. Its product is annotated as ethylene-responsive transcription factor 1B-like. The coding region runs from base 129 to 908 and encodes 259 amino acids. Lineage: Eukaryota; Viridiplantae; Streptophyta; Magnoliopsida; Ranunculales; Papaveraceae. Gene Ontology annotation, biological process: regulation of DNA-templated transcription; ethylene-activated signaling pathway. The record is from RefSeq and is a predicted model, not a curated record. The transcript has a single exon. Gene Ontology annotation, molecular function: DNA-binding transcription factor activity; DNA binding.
CAUAUAUAUAUUACUUGACUUUUCACCUGUAAUUUCAAGCCUUAGCUAGACAAAUAUUACUCGAUACUAUUAAAAACCAAGCAACUUCUACCAAUCAACAAACAAAAUCCUCCCUAAACGGAAAAACAAUGGAUUCAUCGUACUUUCAGUCUCAGUUUUUAGAUUUCUCACCGGAAACAUCCAUGUCAAGCGGUGGUGGUGGUUCAUGGGAUCCUAGUUCUUACUCUUGGAUUGAGGAGUUUCUUCUAGAUCAAAAACCGUUGCCUUUUCUUGAAAACAAUUCCAAAGAUAUGUUUUUCUGUGAUAAUGUUUUGCCUGAAGCCGAUCAAAUGAUCAAGGAAGAAUUAUUCGUAGAAGAAGUUAGUUCAUCCAAGGAAAUUAUUAGUUGCACUAAAAGGGAAGAGAUUAAAACUAAAGAAAAGGCAUACAGAGGUGUGAGAAAAAGGCCAUGGGGUAAAUUCGCAGCAGAGAUAAGAGAUUCAACUAGAAAUGGAGUUAGAGUUUGGAUUGGAACCUUUGAUAGUGCUGAAGCAGCUGCUUUAGCUUAUGAUCAAGCUGCAUUCUCAAUGAGAGGAUCCAUGGCUAUUCUUAAUUUUCCGGUCGAACAUGUUCGGGAGUCUUUAAAAGAUAUAAAACACCGGUUCAAAGAUGGAUCAUCCCCGGUUUUAGCUCUUAAGAAGUGUCACUCGAUGAAGAAUAAGAAAUUCAGUAGUAACAAGAAAAGUAAAGCAAGGGAAGUAGUUAAACCAUCACAAUCACCGUCGCCGUCGACGUCGUCAAGUUCAUCAUAUUCAACAGAUCAUAGUAACCUGGUUGAAUUUGAAGAUUUAGGGAUUGAAUUUUUAGAGGAACUUUUAAGCUCAUAUGAAACUAGCAGUACAAGUAGUUCUAGUAGUUCAUUUUCUUGAAUAUCCUCAUCAUUCUCGCCUUAUUAAGCUUAAAUUUCUCUUGGUUUGUCAUCCCUUGUUAUUAUAUUUUUCAUUAUAGAUGUUCUUAGUUUUUUGGGUUUUAGUGAUGCAAAUGUGAUUUUGUAUGGUAGUCUUAUGGAUGAAAAUUCCGAUGGACAAAUAGAAAUUAGAUGGAAUUGUUCAUUUUUAUGUGAAUUAUAUGUUUAAGAACUCAAUUAAUAUUGCUUAGCAGCUAGAAAUUUGACCAAA